Molecule: messenger RNA, 1182 nt
Organism: Nicotiana tabacum (common tobacco)
Lineage: Eukaryota; Viridiplantae; Streptophyta; Magnoliopsida; Solanales; Solanaceae
Source: RefSeq, a predicted model, not a curated record
AUGAGACCACAAGGAUCAUUGCCUAGUGACACAAUUCCAAAUUCAAAGAGAGAUGAGGGCAUAAAGCGAGUGUUUUCCAUUUCCACAAGGCGAAGCAAAAUUCUAAAGAAGAGAUCCAUUGUAGUUGAGGAUGAUGAUGACGAAGAGGAGUUGCCUCUAAAAUAUGCUUUUCCUAAAGUCAAGAGUCCCAAAGUUCCUAAGGUUGCUCUUCCCAAGAUUGAUGAUCCUCCUAAAUUUUAUGAAGUUCCUAAGCAAAAUGUACCUCUCAUGGUCAAUGAGACACCCGAGGUACACCAAGCACCAAGCACUUCUCAAAAUGUCAAAGAAGCCCCUUCAAAAGAGAACGAACCAAGCAAUGAUGCAAGAAAGGAGGCACAAAGAGUGUACAAGCAAUUACCGAGAACGCCUCCUCCGUUUCCACAAAUAUUUGCAAAGCAACAACAAGAAGGUCAAUUGCAAAAGUUCUAUGAUAUGUUAAAUAAAAUCACCAUCAAUGUGCCUUUUGUGGAAGCUCUUGAAAAGAUGUCGGGCUAUGCUAAAUUCAUGAAAAACUUGGUCACUAAGAAGAAGAAUGUUAAUUUUGAGACCAUCAAGGUCACCCACCAAUGUAGUGCAAUCAUCUCACAAAUCGGGGUUGAGAAGAUAGAAGACCCGGGGGCUUUCACUAUUCCUUGUGCUAUUGGGUUGACAAGCUUCACAAAAUCUUUGUGUGAUUUGGGGGCUAGUAUCAAUUUGAUGCCCUAUGCUGUAUUCAAGAAAUUAGGUUUGGGGGAUCCUAGACCUACCACAAUGAAGUUGUUAACGGCAGAUCGAACAUUAAAGAAACCAUUGGGUGUCAUCGAUGAUGUCCUUGUCAAAGUGGAUCGAUUCUAUUUUCCUGUCGACUUUGUAAUAUUGGAUUGUGAAGUGGAUAUAGAAAUUCCAAUCAUCCUUGGAAGACCUUUCUUGGAAACCAGGCGAGCUAUUUGUGAUGAUGAAGCGGGAGAGCUCAAAUUUAGAUUGAAUAAUGAAGAGGCAAUUUUCCAUAUACAAAAGUCAAUAAAACAACCACAUGACUAUGGUGUGAUAUCCGUAGUUGAUGUGGUGGAUGAUGUGGUUGACGAUGACAUGGAAGAUAUUUGCAUGCAAGAAGCUCUACAAGAGGUUCUCCUCAAUUCGAACAAUGAGGCCAUGAAAGGGUAA